AUUUAAUGAGUUGCAGUUUGCAAUGUAACUUAGAUGUGUCUUUUGGUAAUCAAACAGAUAAUUCCGUCUGGUUACGAGAAAUCGUUUUGCUUUGCCGUUAUGGAGACCCCACAAAACUCUUUAAACAUCACCUUCCAGGACGAUAAAGAAAUACAGGAUUUGUUAAAACAACUCAAGGAUGCCAAAACUGAACUACAGCUUACUAAAGACGAGGUGGAGCAAGUAAACCAAGACGUUAACAAAUGCAGAGAGGAGAUGGACCGGAGGAUGAUGAUGAUGGUCCAGAUGGAUGAAGGCCUGUGGAAUGCAUUGCUUGAGCUGGACACUCAGAUGCAGGAGAAGAAAAGCCUUGCCAAUCAGCUGGAAGAAUUAACUCUAUCUAGUACCAUAGAGUCGAAGCAAGCUCUUCUGAGAAGUUUGCAGGAGGAGCAAAGCAGCCUGCUGGAGCAGGAGUGUGAUCUGAAGCUCAAACGUGAGCAGCUGAGGAAAGCACUGCUGGAUGCUUCUGCAAACUCAGAGGAAGUUUCACAGGGUGAGAAUCCAGUUCAACCAAACUCUUCCAGCCAGAGUAAGUCUACAGAAAAGCCAGUGAGAAAAAGAGGAACACGGAAGUGAUCACAACAUCAAAAAAGUGCUACUAAAUUUUUUUUUAUGUCUAGUACAACCAAGCUGCAAUAAACAUGGGAAAAUAUGGUGAAUUAUUAUUUUUAAAAAAUUUUUGAUGCAACAAUUGAAAUGUUCCUUGGUAGUCACUAUACUGAAAAAAGUGUAAAGAUUCAAAAGAUUGACCUCUGGCAAUGAUAAACUCAAACAAAUGUGCUUAAGUUUUUAAACUUUAACUUGGAGGCACUUCUCCUGGGUGAAAUUUGAAGAU
Messenger RNA from Carassius carassius (crucian carp), 874 nucleotides. RefSeq lists its product as uncharacterized. The transcript is spliced from 5 exons. NCBI's taxonomy places the organism in Eukaryota, Metazoa, Chordata, Actinopteri, Cypriniformes, Cyprinidae. The record is from RefSeq and is a predicted model, not a curated record. Bases 34 to 615 code for a protein of 193 amino acids.